This is a messenger RNA of Thecamonas trahens ATCC 50062, 5274 nucleotides long. RefSeq names its product phosphate ABC transporter. The transcript is spliced from 3 exons. Gene Ontology annotation, molecular function: phosphate ion binding. Gene Ontology annotation, cellular component: ATP-binding cassette (ABC) transporter complex. Gene Ontology annotation, biological process: phosphate ion transmembrane transport. Bases 1 to 5274 code for a protein of 1757 amino acids. The record is from RefSeq and is a predicted model, not a curated record. NCBI's taxonomy places the organism in Eukaryota, Apusomonadida, Apusomonadidae.
AUGGCCGUCUUUGUGACAGCUUGUCUUGUCCAUCUGGUGGCAGCCCACCUCGAGUGGGGACCAGCCGUGGAACUCACCGAUGUGUUCGGUAGCAACUCGCCAGCCGGCAUGGGUCUCCGUGACCAUGAGUCGGGGCACUCGUAUGUCGUUGUGGGCCAGAGCGGGAAGAUUGCGUCGUCGCUGAAGGCCGUCUCAGGCAUGCACAAUGCUGAGUUGGCCAAGGCUGAGUUUGUGCCCUUGGCUAGCAGUGUCGAGUCCAUCGUCCGCGUUGCUGCCGGGUCGGCCAACGUCGCUGCGGUUGCAAAUAUUUUGCCACUCCAUGUGGCCGGCUCGCUCGACCACAUUUGCGGGCCCGGGUGCACGGGCAGGCUUCAACUGUUUCCCUUUUCCAAGGACGCCAUGGUGCCGUCGCUUCGCCUUCCGGUGGCAUCUGCGCCGGCUCAGAUCACGCUCUCCGCCGAGCUCCUCGUCCAGAUUCAUUCCGGCAACGUGUCGCACUGGGACGAUGACCGGCUGGUGGAGCUCAAUGGUGGCGCCGGAUCGGCGUAUGCCACUGCUAUCGCCUCGCUCUCUGACGGCACCAUUGCAGUCCACUGCACCAGCGCGGCAUCGACGGCAAUGGAGAUCCUCCGCCAGCUUGCUGUUGAGCUUGGCAUCGACUGGAACGACGGCGGCGGAUGUACUCGGGUCCACGCCACCUGCCUCCAGGCUGCACAGGCGGUGUUUGUGACGACGGGACGCGGAGCGAUCGCGCUCGUCUCGCAAUCUGAGACGCGGAUGCUUCCGCUUUCGAGUGGUGUGGCGCUCAUGCCGCACCUCCAUGACAACCUCGGAUCGGCGGUGGUGUUCACCGAGGAGGCAGCGACUAUGGCGGAUCUCGAGAGAAUUUCUGUGGUGGCCCCGGAGUCGAUGGUAUGGGACGGGACGCGGUGGCCGCUGAUUGUAGUGGAGUGGAUGGUCAUGCUCAAGUCAUCGGCGGGCGCGGGAGUGAGCGGAAGUCUUGCAGCGACGGACUGCGCGGCAUGGGAGGGCCUUGUGGAGGAUCUCUUCUACGUCACCGACAACCACGGGGUACAGGAACUGCUUCAGGCGACACAGGGACUCGAGUUCGCGUCGUUGACGCAACUGGGCCUGCUGCGGGAGGCGUCAGUGAGCGCCGAGUGCGGCGGCAAGCGGGCGCUGCAGUCGAACGGCAUUGUGUUUGGAGCCGGAGCAUCGUUCCCCAAGGCGCUGUAUGCGGUGUGGAUGCUUGCUUUUGGUCUCCAGCAUCCUUCGGCGCCCCGGCUCGAGUACUCCGCGGUGGGAUCUGGGUCGGGUAAGCGGGCGAUUGUGGCAGAGCAGAUUGUGUUUGCCGGUUCUGACUCUGCAUUGUCCGAUGAGCAGCUACAGGCGCGGGGCGACCUUGUGAUGCUCCCAUCCGGAGUGGGUGCUGUGGUGACGCCUGUGCACAUCGAGCUGCUACCCGGGGCUCCGACUGUUCCGCUUGUGCUGUCGCGUGCGGCAGUGGCGGACAUAUUUAUGGGGCGGAUCUCGCGGUGGGACGAUAGUGUCAUUGCAGGACUCAAUCCUGCGCUGGCGGACUACCUGCCGAGCGCGGCAAUCACUGUUGUGGUGCGGUCGGACAAGUCUGGGACGACGUCGAUUUUCACGGCGGCACUAAGCUCGUUCUCACCAACGUGGGCGAGUGACGGCCCGGGCGAGACAUCGUACACAGAUGCAUGGGCGCCGGGGAGCAUGGCGCAGGAGGGCAACACCGGGGUGGCGCUGGCGGUGCUCAACACGGCCAACUCCAUCGGGUACGUAGUGCUCGACGUUGCGAUCCAGUACGAGAUGGACAUGCCUCUGCUGGUGAACAAGGCCGGCAACUUGGUGGCGCCGACGCUCGAGUCGCUGUCCGCGGCUGCGGGCGAGGCAGCAUCGGCGAGUGCCAGCAAGCCGGCGCUGCCGUUUGUCAAAUCCGUGGUGGACUCGAAGAUUAGCAACGCGUGGCCGAUUGCGGGCUUCACAUACCUUUUGGUGCCGACGCGGAGCUCGCAGUCGUGCGAGCAGCUCAAGGCUGUGCUGGAGUACUACAAGUGGACACUGAGCUCUGUGACUGCGGCUAUGCUUGCCGAGUCGAUUGGGUUUGCGCCGAUUUCAGAUGCAGGGCUUCGAAGCGCGAUCGAGAAGGUUGUGGACGGCGUGACGUGCGGCGGGAUGCGGCUGUUGUCGCCGUGUGGUGUGGGCAAGUACCUUGACGCGAGCAGUGGUGAGUGCAUGUUGUGUGCGAACGGGACAUACUCGUCUGCGAUGACCGACUUUAUGUGUGUGGGAUGCGACGCCGGAUGGGUUGCGUCGGCGGGCUCUGGAUCGUGCGACAUCUGUCCGGUGGACACGUACACGUCUGCGGACGGCGGGCAGUGUCUCGAGUGCCCGGCAUUCUCACGUGCUCUCCAGGCCGGAUCACACUCGAUCGCGUCUUGCGCAUGUGUGAGCGGGCGGUGGCGAUCGCCGGUCGCAGAUGCGAUGAUCGACGAGCUUGGCGAGAUUGGAGUAGGGAGGAGCUCGAUCGAGCUGUGCCUGGCGUGCCCGGCCAACUCGGAGUGUUCUGGCGGCGAUGCGCCGCCAUCGACGCGGCCCGGCUACUGGGCGAGCGACGAUGACGCAUACACGGUGCUGCGAUGCGAGCCGGCGGAGGUGUGCACGGGUGGCUCGCAGUGUCGGGCGGGUCACACGGGAACGAUGUGUGCGACAUGCCUAGAGGGAUACUACACGGUGGACGGUCUGUGUGUCAAGUGUCCACGGCAUGUAACUCGGCGGCUUGUUGUGAUGGUGAUGCUGAUGGUAAUGAUCAUGCUGAUGCCUGUGCUCACACCGCAGCACCGGCUGAUGACGAUGCAGGUUGCGCCGAUCACGGCCAACUUUGCACAGGUUCUUGCGGCACUGACGACGCUUCAGCUGCGGUGGCACCCCGGGCUGGCGUUUAUGAUGCGGAUGCUUUCACCUGUGCACUGGAUCAACAUUGCGGCACCGCCCGAGUGUGCGCUGGAGCAGUCGUUCUAUCUGUCAUGGGGCAUUCGUGUGCUGCUCCCGCUCGCGAUGUUUGGGCUUGUGCUGCUCGCGCUUUUUGUUGUGCUGGCUGUGCGGUUUGUGGCGCACGUGAUGUAUGUGUGCUCUGCAAGUGUAGUUGCCGGCGGACGGCUGGAGCGUCACUGCGUCGGCGUGCUCGUUCUUUGUGUUUUCUCGCAGACGCCACUCGAGUACUUUAACUGCUUCAAGGGAGCGGGCGGGCUGUGGUACCUGCAAGCGGACCCAUCGGAAGUGUGCUAUGAGGGUCAGUGGAUGCGGUACCUACCGCUUGCAGUGUUUGUUGUCCUGACGCACCUUGUGAUGUUCCCUGUGAUCAUGGGCGUUGCGCUGUUCCUCGCGCGGAAGGAGCGGCGGCGGGAUUCUAUCGGGUUCCAGUCGUUCUUUGGAUUCCUGUAUCUGCGGUACACGCCGCGGUACUGGUGGUGGGAGUUUGUGGUGCUGAUGCGCAAGCUGUCGACGUUUUGUCUGGCGAUGUUCCUGUUUACCUCGCCUGUGCUUGCCGCGGCCCUGAUCAGCAUCGUGCAGGUUGUGUAUCUUGUGGCGCACGUGUCGUACGUGCCGUACAUCAUGCCUGGGACGAACAUGAUCGAGGUGUGGCUGUGCGUGACCGUGGUUGUGUUUGCGGUCUUUGGGGUGUUCUUUGCGCCCGUGUUCGAUAGCGAAGGCGCUGUGAAGCGGCGGACGCUGUCUGGGUGUCUCGGGCUUGUGCUUGUCGCGGCGUACCUGUUCCUGGGAAUGAUGUUUGUGGUGGAGUCGCUGCGGGCAUGGAGCGUGGUGCGGAAGCGGGCGUACCAUAUUCUCACACGGCCGUGGCGAUGGAUGCGUGCCCCAACGGCGCAUACGCGGCUGGUGUACCACCGCCACCCGGACCCGCUGAUCAACUCGCGCGUUGUGCAUGCACGCGAGCUGGCACCGUCGCUGGCGACGUAUCUAGAGAUCCGUGACCCCGAAGCAGUGGCAGACUUUGUCACACCGGGAGAUGAUAUGGAUGCGGAGCUGACGGCCAACCUACUGCACGUGAACAACUCGCUGCUCAACCUCUUUGACGUCCAUGGCUCACUGCCAAGGCCACCUGCUGGGUCAAGCGUGGUGAUGACGGAUGCCGAGUCGCAGAGGACGCGCAUCACGACCCGAAGCCCAUCGGUCAAGUCGUAUCAGACCACAUAUCGCGGGGCAUCAGAUGGAGCCUCGGGUGUGGAGAUGGACGAUGUGAUGUCCGAUGCCCAGGCUACCGAGUUGCAAAUGUCUGGUCCGUCUUUCGUGGCAGUGUCGACGUCUGACGUGCCCAAGUCGAGCCUAACUCGCUCGCUGCCUGCACCCGAGCGGCCGCACAACAUGCCAUCACUUCUGCGACUCAUUGAUGCUGUAAGUACGUCUGAUGCCCGCGGAACGUCAGGAGGCUCAUCCACAGACACGGACCUUGUUUCGCGCCAGAUUCAGCGUGUCCACUCGGCUGGCAUGACUGCGAACACCGUUGGCACGUGGAUCACCGACCCGGAUUGGUUCAACUGGCGGCGUUCGGGUGUGGUGCAGCGCGGGCGAUCGAACAUCAUGUCGUCUGACAGCCAUGCGCAAAUUGCGGUGGCGAGGGUCAUCUCGAUCGAAUACUCGGAGCAGCUGUCAUCGUCGACGUCUUCCAGCGGCGAAGUCUCGCCGGGAUCUGACAUCGCUUUGGUCGAGCGACCAAACAAGCCUAUCUCGGCGCAAGCCAGGCGUCGGAUCUCGUCGGGCGACUUUUCGAUGGUCAUGACCAAUGCCGAGCUGCUGCGGAUGAAGGCGCCCAAGUCGCCUCCGAUGACUCCGGGCACUGAGGCUAGGUCCGACAUUGGGGCGACCGAGGUGAGAUCAGCAUCGGGGCGUACUCGUUCGCUCGGCAAGCCGCCAUCGGGACUGGCAAGUCGGCGGAAUACUAGCAUUUCAAACAUUCUGAAGGCACAGCAGCGGCUUGUCCCCAAGGCCUCGUCUGGAAACUCGACAUCAUCGGCCACCGACUCGGGCUCGGACUUGGCCGGCAACGGUGCCGAUUCUGUCUCGGUCCCUCGAUCGGCGACAGAGUCACAAACACCCGAUGCCACACACUCGGAGCUGCCGCCACAGUCCCGGGUGCAGGAGCCCUCGCAGACACGGACGUCAUCAUCAUCAUCAUCGUCGUCGUCUUCACUUCUUCUCUCGUCAUCGACCUCGACCUCGACCUCGUCAUUGUAG